AUGGGACUCACCAUGUCCUGGCCCUCAGUUCUGAAGGGUCUCCUUGCUGUCUGCAUCUUCACUCACUUAUUUGUCAGCUCUGUGGUUCCAACCAUAAGCCUAAGGAGUCUGAAGAAAGGCUGUUCUAAAGAUGGGUGUACUGAACUAGCAUUCUCAGUAACACUGGGAAACCAUCGGACAUUUAGAUAUGACCACCAAUGCUGCAACACUGAGAAGUGCAACAAGCAGUCCAAGCCGGUGUCUCUACCAUCUCACGAAUACAACGGAGUUGAAUGCCUUGCCUGCUACAGUUAUGAUGCCGCCCGGUGUGACACAGUUUCCCUGAAGUGCACAGGGGUAGAGACGAAGUGUCUUGAGGUUGCUGGCACAGAGGUGACUGACGCCGUUUCCCACUCUAUGAUACAAGGAAUGGGUUGUGCCACUGAAACUGCCUGCAACUUGAAGAAUAUGACCGUCAUGGAAAAUGUACAAAUCAAUACCCACUGCUUCUCGGGGAGCCCUCCACUCAGGCCCAUCUCAUCUGUUCUGACUAGUCUCUUCCUGAUGGAAGCCUUGCUUUGUCCUUUGGGGACUGUCACUUCCAUGAUCCUUCUUCACAUCUAA
Messenger RNA from Cricetulus griseus (Chinese hamster), 603 nucleotides. The record is from RefSeq and is a predicted model, not a curated record. Lineage: Eukaryota; Metazoa; Chordata; Mammalia; Rodentia; Cricetidae.